Molecule: messenger RNA, 2490 nt
Organism: Bacidia gigantensis
Lineage: Eukaryota; Fungi; Ascomycota; Lecanoromycetes; Lecanorales; Ramalinaceae
Exons: 3
Coding region: 1-2490 (829 amino acids)
Biological process (GO): protein phosphorylation
Cellular component (GO): cytoplasm
Molecular function (GO): protein serine/threonine kinase activity; ATP binding
Source: RefSeq, a predicted model, not a curated record
AUGCCUGAGCCCAGUCAAAUAUCAGCAUCGACUUCCUCGUCCUCAGCGUCUUGUCCGAGGACGUAUGAGAUUCUAAGCACUAUUGGCAAGCUUGUACUGCUUGACAUCGAUAACUCGCGAUCCGAUUUCCACUGGAAUGAUUACCUGCUUCCGUAUCACAAGGACCAGUUACCUGAAGACAGCACCGACCCGAGUAAUCCUUGGGACUAUGUCAAUGAUUUUCUAGAGGCCCAGACGAAGCAUAUCGACGAGACCGCACUUACACUACGAUCGAUCCCCCACCAAUUGAGGCUCGAGGGAAGAGACCCACCGCAUAUCCAAGCCUUCGAUAUAACCUCAAUAUUCGAUUAUACUAAGGUACUUGGAACUGGCCGCUUCGGGAAAGUCCAGGCCGGAAGAUUGCGACACGAUGCCACCCAGGACAAUAAAUCUUCUGAAUUGUUCGCGCUGAAGCUCAUGAACAAACCAGCCCCAAGAAAAGUCGGUGGCAAUUCGCCGCGCAGGAGUACUGUCGGGGAGUUCGAGACGGAACUCCACAAUCUCUUGAGAUGCAGACAUUACCAUAUGAUCAAAUUUCAUGCAAGCUUCACAGAUGAAACCUCCUUCUGCAUUGUGAUGUCGCCUGUUGCUGAGUCGACUUUGCAAGGAGUACUGAGUGGCUACACGGAUAGAAAUGAACUACAUAACAGCGCACAUGAUGCUUCACGUAAAGCAUUGACCAAAGCAUUUGGAUGUUUGCUCGAAUCAGUGCGUUAUCUUCACGAUGAUUUGAAAAUAAGACAUCGUGACUUGAAGACGAAGAACAUUCUUAUACAUGACGGUCGUGUUCUAAUUUGCGACUUUGGUAGUGCGUAUGAUUUCGAACCAUCUGACCGAAAGGAGUCGACAGAAGGUGGCCAAGCCGGGACACGAAAAUACAAAGCACCGGAGGUUCUGGAUGAUCUCGGUUUGACACACAACAGUAAAGUGGAUAUCUUCUCGUUGGGGUGUAUAUUUCUUGAGAUCCAUACUGUUCUUCGAGGUGAGACCCUUAGCCAUAUGGCUAGAGAAAUUGCACCAAAUGCCAUUAGUGAUUUCAAUGAACCCUGGACGUAUGCAUCAUCGCUUUCCAAUAUCAAGCCGUGGCUAGAAAUGCUUCGAAAACGUGACAGUAUUGUUCGAUCGGUGAUUCUAGAUGAUUCAAUCGCAAAUAUGCUCCAUGAGGACCGUAGUCAGCGGAAAACCGCUCAACAGCUCUUAAAAGAAGUUCGCGGCACAAAAUUCAUCGGCAGCUGCUGUUUGGAAACUGUCCUCAGACCCCGAACCCCCUGUGCCCCACCGAAUCCACGGAAACCGAUGGGUUAUUCGGAUCCCAGGUCUAUAAAAUCGUUCAAGAUUGGAAGGCGAAAACAAGAUCUUAAAUCCUCCGACCCGCCCCGAUACGGUGAGUACAACUACUCUGUGGACCCAAAUGAAGGUACAGUUGAAAUUCAAGAACGUGUCUCCAACGCACCCUGGCAAACAACUCGCGUGCUGUUUAUUGGAUCUAAUUCACUUCAAGAACAAUAUGCUCGAGAUCUCAGCAAGCUCAUUUCCCGCGAGCCAUUAGAGCAAUCUUCGAUACAUAAAUUGCAAAUUCCAGGCCACAAAGUCCUCACCAUUCAUGAUCUCGACUGGGAUACUGAGAAUGGCAGCGGGCGAUCUCAAAUAAUAUCACUGCUCUAUCCCCUAAGAGAGACGCAGUUUUGGAGAAGGGAAUCGGUCUUCGUACCUCCCAAUACCGAUAUUGGUUGGGCGCUAGAGAACAAUCGGAGUCAUAUCAAAUUCACGAUCAACCCCGUCUGGAUGCCUCACUAUCGGUCAAAUUAUGACUCCGCAUACGAACGACCCGAAGACACCGCCAAAUUCUUCGACGUAGGCUUAUGCGAACGUCGAAAAGGCUUCUCUCUUCAUUUCCAAGCAGACCUAGAUCUGGUCAACCACGACAGGGGACCUGACACAGGUCCAGCACAGGCCCAAGUGCAUGAGCAGGAAAUCAGGCCAUCAAGCCACACAACCCUCCACCAAUUCCUAAAUUUUCUCACCGGCUGGAACCUCCUCGCCCUCUUCUCCACCACCGAGAUCAGGCACACGCCGCGCCACGGACUCUCCUUGCCACUUGGAUGGAAAUCUAGACACAAAAGGCGAGGGGACGUGCUCUGCUUCCAAAGUAAAGACGGUAAGUCAGUCCGAUUGGCUAUCAAGUGGGUGAAUGCGGAAGAAAAGACUGCGGGCUGGACGACGGCCGCGUCGGUGAAAAUUCGAGGUUUCAAAAAUGAAGAGAACGAGCUCAAGCUCGAGCUCGGAACACGGCAGGACGGGAAUCUUUUGGGUCUUGCUGACGUGAGGGCUGGCGGAGGAAAGGUGAGCUUGGAGGAGAGAUCUGAGGUCUGGGUUUUUACUGUUAGGCGUAAUGGAAUGGUGCCGACAGGGCUAGAUGGAUGUGGGUGUAUGCCACAGCUACUGAUUUAA